This is a messenger RNA of Rhododendron vialii, 2448 nucleotides long. RefSeq names its product MDIS1-interacting receptor like kinase 2-like. NCBI's taxonomy places the organism in Eukaryota, Viridiplantae, Streptophyta, Magnoliopsida, Ericales, Ericaceae. Gene Ontology annotation, molecular function: protein binding; ATP binding; protein kinase activity. The transcript is spliced from 2 exons. The record is from RefSeq and is a predicted model, not a curated record. Bases 78 to 1862 code for a protein of 594 amino acids. Gene Ontology annotation, biological process: protein phosphorylation.
UGGAUCUAAGUCACAAUAAAUUCUACGGAGAAAUCUCUGAGAACUGGAGUAAGUGCCCUAAAUUGCAAUCCCUACGGAUGGGAGGGAACAAUAUAACAGGUAGCAUACCACUGGAGUUGGGAGAUUCAGCUCAACUACACAGGCUUGAUCUUUCGUCAAAUCAUUUGACUGGAGAGAUUCCAACGGUAUUAGGGAAGUUGAGUUCUCUAUUGGAACUGUAUCUAAAUGACAACCAGCUUUCCGGUGGUAUACCAAGAGAAAUUGGAUCACUAACUGAACUAGAAAAGCUUGACCUGUCGAUAAACAAGUUAAGUGGGUCAAUAGCAGCUGGAAAUCUAGAGAACUGCAUCAAACUGAAUUACUUGAAUUUGGCCAACAACAAUUUUAGCCAAGAAAUCCCAGGUCCAUUGGGAAAGCUACCUCACCUAUGUGAAAUGGAUCUCAGCCGAAAUUCACUUUCGGGGGAGAUACCGCUAGAGAUCACAGGUUUCAAGAGUUUGGAGUGGUUAAACCUCUCCCACAACAAUCUGUCUGGCUUAAUUCCAAAUGUUUUCGAAGAAAUGAAUUGGUUGGUGCACGUCGACAUAUCCUUCAAUGAGUUGGAGGGUCCUAUUCCCAACAGCAAAGCCUUCAUGAAUGCUACCAUACAGGGCCUCCAAGGAAACAAAGGCUUGUGUGGAAAUGUCCCAGGAUUGCAGUCAUGCAAAAAUCAAAUGGACCACCGGACUCUUGAUGGUCCAUUUGAUUUUGUAAUUGUGCUCACUCUUGGCGGAGUGCUUUUGCUUGUAGGUGCAUUCGUCGGAUUCCUCAUCAUUUACAAUCGAAGAAAGAGAAAGUCACAUGUAGAAGAUCCCUCCAACAAUGAAUAUCUCUUCUCUAUAUCAAUCUACGACGGAAGAGCAAUAUACAAUGACCUCCUAAAAGCCACGAACAAUUUCGAUGCCAAGUAUUGCAUUGGAAAAGGAGUAUACAAUGACAUCCUAAAAGCCACGAACAAUUUCGAUGCCACGUAUUGCAUUGGAAAAGGAGGAUAUGGAGCUGUCUACAAAGCAAAACUUUCAUCAGGCAAUACAGUGGCGGUUAAGAAGCUUCAUCCUUUGUCUGAGAAGGAUGAUCGUCGAGGUUUCUUGAACGAGGUAAGGGCACUAACUGAAACCAGGCAUCACAACAUAGUAAAGCUUUUGGGAUUCUGUACGCAUGCCCAGAACUCUUUUCUUGUUUAUGAGUACCUCGAAAGGGGAAGUUUGGCUUCAAUUUUCAGCAAUGAUAAAGAAGCUAAACAAUUGGAUUGGCCGAAGCGGGUGAAUAUUAUCAAGGGGGUGGCGGAAGCUUUGUCAUACAUGCACCAUGUUUGCACACCACCAAUUGUUCACCGUGACAUAUCGAGCAAGAACGUUUUGAUUGAUGAGAAGUUUGAGGCUCGCGUUUCCGACUUUGGCACAGCUAAACUUUUAAAGUUUGAUUCCUCUAAUUGGAGUCAACUUGCAGGCACAUAUGGAUACGUUGCACCAGAGCUUGCCUACACAAUGAAGGUAACUGAGAAGUGUGACGUGUUUAGCUUUGGAGUGUUAGCACUGGAAGUGAUCAAGGGAAAGCAUCCAGGAGAUUUUGUUUCCUUUCUAUCGACAUCAGCUGUUGAAAAUGUAGCACUGAGCGAUGUAUUGGACCAACGCCUUUCACCUCCGUCUUCUGAAGUUGAGGAGGUAGUGAAGUACAUGAUCAAGUUGGCAAUUGCAUGCUUGCAUUCCAAUCCACAAUCUAGACCAACCAUGCACAUUGUUUCUCAACUGUUCUCCACCAGAAAAAUCUCUAAAAGCCGCGAAGACUCAUACAAAGAUGAGAUAAAGCCACUUUCCCAGUGAGUAUAUAUGAAAUACAAAGACCAAAUAAACCUAAUGCUCUGGUUAGCAUAGUGUAUUGAAGCAAAAAACCUUCAGAAUUUCUUUUUCUCUUUAUGUUAUUUUGUAAUUGCUUGUACUUAGAGUAUUGCUAGUUUUGAAAUACCAAUUUUGCAACGUUGCGAAUUCAAACAAAGUUUGUAGGAUUUUAAUAUUUUUACUCUUAGUCUAUCUGCUAUAUUUGUAAAGAGAGAAAGACCUAAACUAAUUUUGGAUGCCGUAAUAUAGAAAGACUUACUAAAUCUAAAUGAACAAGUAGUCCGGAAGAGAGCUCAAUGAAAAAAUAGAAUUUAGGUGAAUAUCCCAAUUAUUUGGGACACGAGGAUCAGUUUGGUUUGACAGUAUGACACUCUUAUCAUUUAAACAACUUCAAUUUCUCUACUAGCAUACAGUCCUGCUAUAAUAACCUGUUUAUCUACAGUCUAUGUAUUUAAAAUCUUGGUUGUGAUAGAAAUUCAUUGAUAACCCAUUUCGGAUUUGAUAAAAACCACAAUAUAUAGUGAAAUAUGCAACUCAGAAUUUGAAAUUUGUAAUACAGAAUUGAAAAUUA